Messenger RNA from Caenorhabditis briggsae, 1494 nucleotides. The record is from RefSeq and is a predicted model, not a curated record. The coding region runs from base 1 to 1494 and encodes 497 amino acids. Lineage: Eukaryota; Metazoa; Nematoda; Chromadorea; Rhabditida; Rhabditidae. The transcript is spliced from 4 exons.
AUGAGAAUCCGUACUCUAACUCCUCUUGCAUCCUGUUAUUCGGCUGAUUUUGAUACCAAUAACAAUAUGGAUGCUCAAGUUGUUGCUACGAGUACCUUUGACAUAAUGACAAAAGAAGAGGAAGAAGAAGCAUUCGCGAGACUUCGUUCAUUCUCCAAGCGACUUUCUUCCGCGAGACAAAGUGUCGGAGGUCGUAGACGAAGCAGUUUAGCGGAUAUUGUAUGCGAUAUUAACAUGGUCAAAGACUCGUUUUUCCAAUCGUUUGUUAAGUCAACACUGAAAGUAGUUGCUAUCAUGCGUAAGGAAGAGAAAAGGAGCGCUAAACAAUUAUUCUGUGAUGUGGCGGAUUCAAUUCUUGGAACUUCUCUCCGUGAUGAACUUCUGGAGGCUUUGCCGUCUACUGACAAUGACACAUUCGAAAACGGAAUUCCGAAAUAUGUGCAAAGUCCCGGAUUGAUGGGAAACUCCCUGGCAGCUAUUGGAGCAAGGCAUCAGAUGUGGGAAUCAAACUCUGAUCAUUUAUCAUCGUCUUCUGAAUCCUGUGGUCCAGUUGUCAGUUUUGGUCACGCUCUGCGAUCGGCAAUGGAAGCUAGAGAAGGAUACGACGAGCCAAAUAUGAUGGCAGAAUCUUUUGGUACAUCAAAUCAAGAUUUAACUGAAAGUGAUGAAGCCGUUGAGGAAUCAGACUCCAGAAAAUCAUCAGUAUCUUCUGAAAUCGCAGACAAACUUUGCCGGAUACCAAGAGAACAAGGAUUAGACGCACAAGAUUUCAGAUGUGCAAUGUGUCGGAAGACGAUAGGUGGAUCGUUUUUUGCAAAGUUCGAGACAUGUGCUAUUGACAGUAAAUAUUACUGUCCAGAAUGCAUGAAACCCGGUGGUAAAAUCCCGAUUCCCGCACGAGUUGUAAUGGAUUGGGAUUGGAGAGAACGAUCAGUUUCUGAUAGAGGUCGUGCGUGGUACGAAGCGAAUCAAGAGAAGGCUCUUAUCAAUAUCAAAACUACAAACCCUCGGCUUUACAAACAUGUACCAGCUCUUGAAGAGACACGACAACUCCGCGAAAAGUUGCAUUUAGUAUCCAUGUAUUUGUUCACGUGUCGAGAAUCGGUCGCCGAAGACUUCCGACGGCGGUUGUGGCCAAAAGAAUAUCUUCGGUCUGAUAUCCACCUUUACUCGUUUGCUGAUUUAAUAGAUGUGAAAAGUGGUUCCCUCCUCAGAAGACUGAAACAUAUUCUGAAACAUUCCACAACGCAUGUAAUGUCAUGCACAUUAUGCAAACAGAAAGGAUUCUGCUGCGAACUGUGCACUGUCAAUGAGGUCAUCUAUCCAUUCAACACAGAAUCUACACAUAGAUGUGAAGUCUGUUUCUCAGUAUUCCACGUUGAAUGCUGGAGGACCUCCGGUGAAUGUCCAAAAUGUCUCCGUCGGAAAAACUUUGAAGCCCGUCGAGCACAAGCUGAUGAUCCGAACAACACCCUGCUCGUUCUCCAGCCAUAA